AUGAGCGGAAAUCAACCUAAUGCGGUUCUCUUCCCAGGAGGCUGCAUGUGGAUCAGGACCCCGGCCAUUGUCUAUUCCACCCACGGAGCCCCACCCUGGUCCCCAUCCUCUACUACCCCUUCCCCACGGAGCUCCACCCUGGUCCCCAUCCUCUACUACCCCUUCCCCACGGAGCUCCACCCUGGUCCCCAGACCCAGAGGGAGCGUUACACCCUGGUCCCCAUCCUCUACUACCCCUUCCCCACGGAGCUCCACCCUUGUCCCCAUCCUCUACUACCCCUUCCCCACGGAGCCCCACCCUGGUCCCCAUCCUCUACUACCCCUUCCCCACGGAGCUCCACCCUGGUCCCCAUCCUCUACUACCCAUUCCCCACGGAGCCCCACCCUGGUCCCCAUCCUCUACUACCCCUUCCCCACGGAGCUCCACCCUGGUCCCCAUCCUCUACUAUCCCUUCCCCACGGAGCUCCACCCAGGUCCCCAUCCUCUACUACCCCUUCCCCACGGAGCUCCACCCUGGUCCCCAUCCUCUACUACCCCUUCCCCACGGAGCUCCACCUGGUCCCCAUCCUCUACUACCCUUCCCCACGGAGCUCCACCCUGGUCCCCAGACCCAGAGGGAGCGUUACACCCUGGUCCCCAUCCUCUACUACCCCUUCCCCACGGAGCUCCACCUGGUCCCCAUCCUCUACUACCCCUUCCCCACGGAGCCCCACCCUGGUCCCCAUCCUCUACUACCCCUUCCCCACGGAGCUCCACCCAGGUCCCCAUCCUCUACUACCCCUUCCCCAUAG
Oncorhynchus nerka (sockeye salmon) is the source of this 792-nucleotide messenger RNA. RefSeq lists its product as uncharacterized. Lineage: Eukaryota; Metazoa; Chordata; Actinopteri; Salmoniformes; Salmonidae. Bases 1 to 792 code for a protein of 263 amino acids. The transcript has a single exon. The record is from RefSeq and is a predicted model, not a curated record.